AUGCACUCUACGUCGGCCAAGGAGACCGAGGCAGAGGGCUACAUGAGGAGCGGCAAGAAACAGCUGGAGAAGAGGCUGUUUCAAUUCAAGGCAAAUUACGGCGGCGCCGCCGAAGACUUCGACAAGGCCGCGCGCAUCUACACAAACUUGGGCAACUAUCCCAAGGCGCGUGAGGCCUGGACGCAAGCCUCUGAGGCUCACAGUAAAGCCCAUAACCACUUCAACGCCGCGAACUCGAUGGAGAAGCUGGGCGACCUUGCUUCCCAGUAUAUAUGUGAGUCCCAGAGCACCAUGUCAAGUGGCAGCACUGCCGGCAUGACAACGCAGCUGAGCGAGCAUCUCUUUCAGGACGCGAUUCACGCCUACGAGGAGGCAUCCAAGCUGUAUGGCGUGGCCACGAAUGGGUCGAAGCAGGCGGCGAUGCUUAAGAAGGCCGCAGACCUAAUCUCGCGCUCCCUUGCGACGGCGCAUUACCGCCGCCCCGGCACCAGCGGCGCCGCCACCGUCGAUACGGCGUACCUACAAAAGGAGUACAAACGCAUCGUUCCGGAGGUUAUAGAGCUGAUGGAGCGCAACUGGGAGGCGACGGAGUCGAAGCCGUUCGACUUGCCGGACAUCUACCGAUCCUACAUGCUCUUCUGCCUCCGCUCCGGCGACGUCGAGGGCGCCGUGCAAGUUGAAAAGCGCAUGAUUGGCGUUAUUUCCACCACCCCAGCCGACGGCACGUACGACGACGGCAAGAACCUCUUCCGCGUUCUCAACCAACCCAGCAACGCCGCAAAGGCCGGGCUGGAGAUUAUCGUGCUCUGCCUCAGCACGUCCGUCGAUGACGGGUACACGUGGGCCAGCAUCGAGAUGGGUCGUCUCGGGGCUGUGUUUGGCUUCUGCAACUCGUCAGAGGAGCGAGCGGCGGCGGCGCUGUUGGCCGCCUACGCCGAGCGCGACGAGGAUGCCUUGCAAGAAGCACUGAAGAUGAACUCGUGCUUCAACUUCCUCGCAGCAGACGUGUCUCGAAUUGCCAAGAAGCUGACACUCGAGGGCAAGGGGCACUCCAGGGCGGCGGGGGCACCAGUGGCAGCUGCCGGCGGUGCGGAACGCUCAGCUGUGCCGCCGUCCUCGUCACAAGCGCCGGUGGACGCAUCCGAGACGGACUCCGAGGACCUCCGAUAG
Messenger RNA from Leishmania mexicana MHOM/GT/2001/U1103, 1170 nucleotides. RefSeq lists its product as hypothetical. Gene Ontology annotation, molecular function: soluble NSF attachment protein activity; syntaxin binding. NCBI's taxonomy places the organism in Eukaryota, Euglenozoa, Kinetoplastea, Trypanosomatida, Trypanosomatidae. Gene Ontology annotation, cellular component: SNARE complex; vacuolar membrane. Bases 1 to 1170 code for a protein of 389 amino acids. Gene Ontology annotation, biological process: intracellular protein transport. The record is from RefSeq and is a predicted model, not a curated record. The transcript has a single exon.